Messenger RNA from Archocentrus centrarchus (flier cichlid), 3710 nucleotides. RefSeq names its product NACC family member 2 (gene nacc2). Lineage: Eukaryota; Metazoa; Chordata; Actinopteri; Cichliformes; Cichlidae. Gene Ontology annotation, molecular function: RNA polymerase II cis-regulatory region sequence-specific DNA binding; protein binding; DNA-binding transcription factor activity, RNA polymerase II-specific. Gene Ontology annotation, biological process: regulation of transcription by RNA polymerase II. The record is from RefSeq and is a predicted model, not a curated record. The transcript has 7 exons. The coding region runs from base 269 to 1783 and encodes 504 amino acids.
CAUCUCAACUCUAUUUUCAUUCUUACUCUUUGCUUUUUCUAAGACCCUCUCAGUUUUUCUGUUCUCACCCCUCUACCUCCCUCUGGCAUGUCUUUUCAUCUUUCACACGUUUUCUUUUUUGCUCUUCCAUUUGUCAGUGUGUUUUCCUUCUUCGGCGCAUUUGCCAUACAUUUUUUUUGUUUCACUUUGUUAUUACAGAUGCCUCUCUCAGUGGCAGAGUCUGCAGUGAAUAUCUGAAGCCCCAUCUUCCUUCCACUCUGUGGCCAUCAUGUCCCAGCUGCUCCAUGUGGAGAUCCCAAACUUUGGAGCUACAGUUCUGGGCUCCCUUAAUGAGCAGCGCCUGCUGGGACACUACUGUGAUGUAUCCAUACUGGUUAAAGGUCAGGCUUUCAAAGCCCACCGGGCUGUUUUGGCCGCCAGCAGCCUCUACUUUCGUGACCUCUUCAGCAGCUCCACCAAGACCCAGUUUGAGUUGCCUUCCUCAGUCACACCUGCUUGCUUUGAGCAGAUCCUCACUUUCUGCUACACAGGGAAGCUAACAAUGGCAGCUAGUGAACAGCUGGUGGUCAUGUACACAGCUGGCUACCUCCAAAUUCAACAUAUAGUUGAAAGAGGCAUGGACCUAAUGUUUAAGGCAAACUCACCUCACUGUGACUCACAGACAACAGGGUCCUUAGAAGAAACGGGAUCUGAGCCACAGAGUCCUUGUAAUAAUGGUAACGGCCUAGCAGUGGCUGCCCUUUUGGGAACCCCGGGCUGGUCUUCGUCUCUGCUCAUACCGCAACGUAAGAUCAAACUAGAAGGGGGUGAGCCAACACCCCUGACAGUACCUUCAACACCAAGUAAGACUUCAUCUUCAGAGUUGGGGAGUCGACUGGCGAGGGCCGGCUCACUGUUCUACACAACAGCUGGAGGGACCCCUAUCCCUGGUAUGCCUCCUUUCAACCUUCAGGGGUCUAGUGGUGGAGCUGGAGGAGGAGGAGCAGGAGGUGACAGGUCUAGUCCUGGAGCAUCCAGUCUGCCCACCACUGACAGUCCCACAUCCUACCAGAACGAGGAUGAGGAGUUUGAAGAAGAACCCUACGAUGGGAUUGCAGAGGAGGCCUAUAGUCAUCUCUAUGGACGUUCAGCCAACCCCUAUGGGAUCCAAGACAAGCCGGAGAUGGCAUCAUUGCCCUUGUCCUUGGAGAACCGCAACUGCGUGCUGAUCCGCAGGGACCUUGUGGCGUUGCCUGCAAGCCUCAUAAGCCAGAUAGGCUACCGGUGCCAUCCUAAGCUCUACACUGAGGGGGACCCUGGAGAGAAGCUGGAACUAGUAGCUGGCACACAAGUAUUUAUGACUCGAGGCCAACUGAUGAAUUGUCAUCUGUGUGCUGGUAUCAAACACAAAGUCUUGCUCCGCCGUCUCUUAGCCACAUUCUUUGACAGAAACACUUUAGCCAAUAGCUGUGGGACAGGUAUCCGUUCUUCUACUAGUGAUCCCAGUAGGAAACCCCUGGACAGCAGGGUCCUCAACGCUGUCAAACUCUACUGUCAAAAUUUCAACCCUAACUUCAAGGAGAGUGAAAUGAAUGUGAUUGCUGCUGACAUGUGCACAAACGCGAGGCGGGUCCGCAAGCUUGCAUGCGUUAAUACAAACAGUGGAUACAAAGAAUUACUGAAAAACAGCAACAAAGCCACAAACCUGCAUCUAAAUAAGAUAACAGCUACUGUUGCCUCGAGAUAUGCUGUUAAUGCGCAAAAGGACUUUCUCCGUUUCUCACUGGAUCUGACCUCAGUCUGACACAUGUUAGAACUGAUCAGGGUGUGACCCAGGAUUUACACAAUAUCAGAUGGACUUUCUGUUUUUUUUGUUUUGUUUUAUUUUAUUUUAUUUUUUUUUUAAACUAAGGAGUGUGCCGUGCCCAUGAGCAGAGGAGACUGGAUAUAUGGAGUAGUAAGAAGUGCACUACACUGGGCGGUAAAAGAAAGCAUGUGAGAGAGAAGCACUGUUCCACCUUGAUGUGGUGGUGGUGGUGGUGGUGGUGUGAUAUGCACCAAUACUACACAGUCCUGCUUCCUACCUGUGUGUGUGUUUGUUUGUUUUACUGUUUGUUUGUUUUUUGGGGGCGGGUGGGUAAAUUAUUGAAUCAAACUUAUAAGAGCAAUUUAUGCUGGCUUAUUUGCAUUUGCACUCAAGAAGGUAAAAGGCCGAGAAGCUGAGGAGGUAAAGUGGACCUUUCAUGAGAGACUGUAACAACAACAGCACCUGAAACGAGUCUUUCUGACAACGACUGUUUCGACAUUUUGGAAAGGGGCGAGAGAAGCAAAGUCAGACAGGGACUUUUAACCUGCAUUCGUCAUACCCGUUUUCUUAUUUUUAAUAUCUGUUUUCACGCUCGAUGCCUACGCAGGCCGAGCAGCCUUUCUUUAUUGUUUCAUGCAUACAGCUCUUCCCUUUAUCUGAUUGCAUUUCCCUAUCAGCAAUGAAAGCACAGAAGAGACCAUUCGUUUAACUGAGCGAGCGGAGCGUUAUUUUUAAGCCACCGACAUUUGGGAAACUUUGUGUAAAGUGGUUUUCUGCUAUACAAUGUUGUAGCUUAAAUUAAGAACUUAUAUAUUCUCUGAAUAUAUGCUGUGCCACUUCAAAGGCUGGGCCAGAUUAUUCUCUGUCUGUGCUCUUGUUUCGGGGUCUUUAGGGGAAGCUUUAAGAUGGCCCUGCACAAGAAACAGGGUUAUAAUUGCACUAGGUCGUAUUAUUGAGAUUUGCAGCGUGUUUAUUUUCUUUAGGAAUAAAUGCGAUCUGCCAUAGAUGAAACAGGACUGUGACAGAAUGGCUGACAUGAUGGCUGGAUGAAUGUAAUCUGUAGCACUGCUUUGGUGAGGGUCCAAGCUUUGACUGAGUAUAGUAAAAUAUUGAAUCUCUCUCUUUGUUAUAUGAUUCAAUUGCAUUCUUCAAAAUAGGCCAUAAUAUAAAAUUAAUAUGACUGUGAGGCUGGGUGAUGUUCCAACCUAAAGCUUUAUUGAUGUAGUGAUUUUUAAAAAAAAGAAAAAAAAAACUGCGAAUAGGUCUUCCAGUGUAGUGAACAUCAGGGAGCUUUUUUCCCUGUUAUGUGCAAAACAGAGCAACGUUCAAAUACAGUGCAGGCUUUUUUUUUACUCUGUUCUUUAUUUUAGCUUUUUUAACUUGAGAUUUAACAAACUGUAUCUUAAUAUCAUUUUUCUUUUUUUUUCUUUUUUUUUCUGAAGGUUUUCUUGCAGGAAAAUGAAAAUAUUCAGUUGUCUACAUGAGCCACUUAAUGUCUGAUCACUUCUGGUUACGCCAAUCAAAGUAACAGAUUUGAAAAAUGGAUAUGUGUAGCCUAUAUUUUGGAAAAUAUACAAAAUAUCUGUUAUAGCUUAAAGAAAAAAAGAAUAAAACCUUUGUACUCAGUUGCUAAACUGAACAGUGAGUGUAAGAUACAUUGUAUUUAAUAUUUCUUUGUAUUUUCAUAUAAAAUAAAUCUUUGCUUUUGAUCUUUUUGAAUAGAGGCUGACUCUCGCAUAGCUACUAAAAAUAUAUGGGGAAUACGAGCUCAGCUGCAGUUAAAAUAAAGCAGUAAAUAAUAAUGGGUGGGAAACAUGGAUAUGUUCCACUGUAGUAUUAAAGGGGUGGUGGAGCAGUGCCUUAGACUGUGAAUGUGUGGGUGUGGAUGCGUGCCAUUACUUUGUGUUCAGAAGCAAAUCAGACC